Molecule: messenger RNA, 1637 nt
Organism: Exaiptasia diaphana
Lineage: Eukaryota; Metazoa; Cnidaria; Anthozoa; Actiniaria; Aiptasiidae
Product: mitochondrial import inner membrane translocase subunit TIM50
Exons: 10
Coding region: 18-1088 (356 amino acids)
Molecular function (GO): phosphoprotein phosphatase activity
Source: RefSeq, a predicted model, not a curated record
AAAACCUGCUGGCCCGAAUGACUGUCAUUUCCAACAUGGCUUCCAGCAGUCUCGUGGUGCAGUUGCAGAGAUUGGCGAUUCGAAAAUUCUGCAAUAAUUCCCCCAUUUCACUACUUCAAUUUAAUCGAAGUGUACAUAACUUAAAUAGCAGGCUAUUUGUUCCUGUCAAAAGAUUUCCUUUGAAAAAUCAAACGGCAUUUUACUAUGUAAAGCCGAAACAGAAGAAGGGACCGACUUUCAGUGGAUGGGUCAAGUUUGGAUGUGCUGUUACGUUGGUCGUAUCUGGUGUAGUUGCUUAYAUUGGCUGGCCAGAUAAUUUAGAUAAGGAUCCUUAUAAAAAUGAAUUAUUACCAUUGCAAUACAUAUACAGAACAAGAGAUAAAAUAUGGGACUUUUACGAGAUGUUCUCAGAGCCUUCCAGUAAACAGUUGCUUCCAGAUCCUCUCCAGGAACCAUACUACCAGCCUCCAUAUACUCUUAUAAUAGAAAUGACAGAUAUCUUGGUUCACCCAGAGUAUGAUAGGAAAAGUGGCUGGAGAUUUCGUAAAAGACCUGGACUUGACUACUUCCUAUCUCAACUAUCUACUCCAUUAUUUGAAAUUGUUAUUUUUACCCAUGAAGUUGGUUUUAGUGCUUCACCAGUAAUUGAUGGCUUCGAUCCAAAUGGAAUGAUCAUGUACAGGCUCUUUAGGGAUGCCACCAAAUAUGUCAAUGGAACCCACGUCAAGGAUUUGGAAGGGAUCAACAGAGAUUUAAAGAAAGUCAUUGUGGUUGACUGCAGUAAARAAGCUGCCCAGUACCACCAAUCAAAUGCCAUCAUUUUAAAGAAAUGGGAAGGUGACCCUAAAGACACAACACUUUUUGACUUGGUACCUUUGUUACAAACUAUCGCCACUUCCAAUGUUGAGGAUGUACGGACAGUGCUAGAUUUCUACCGCGAUGAAGAAGACAUAGUUGCUGCUUUCAAAAGAAACCAAGAAAGACUUCGAAAAGUUGAGGAAGAAAAGCGAGCACAGUCAGCAAACCAGUCACAGUCGUCGCAAUGGUCGGGUUUAUUUGGUCGUGGUCUGUUUGGAAAAUCAAAAUAAGCGUCAACUCAAAGGCAAAGAAUACGAAAAUGAAUACUACGUGGACUUGACUUAAUUAUGACGUCUUAGAAGCUUUACCUUUUAAGAAACAGUGAUAAACUCUUGGUACAAAUGCAAAACGGGACGGAGAAAGUUUAAAAGGCAACUGCGUGAACUAAAGGAAAAGAAUUGAAAAAAACGUUCAAUUGUUGUCGGCUGCAGCUUUUACAAUAUCACUACUUGACAAAAUGAAAAGCAUAUGAAGUUGCUUUCAACCGCUCAAUCUUGAAAACUUUGACAAUACUACGCCAUUGUAAUGUAAGAUUUGCUAAAGCUGGAAACUACAUCACGGCUUUAGAGUGUACUAAAAAAACAAGAUGGCGGACUAGUCAAACAAAACUACACCGAAAGAAAAAGUUAAGUUUGAUAAAGCACUUUGGACUGUUUAUAGGCUGCAUGGAAUAGGUCAAAUAAAACUCUUUUGUUUAUACCGGUUUGAAAAACAUGUUUCGAUAAUGAUAAAGGACACGCCCUUUACGUUUAUUAAUAAAAUACACAAAGGGGGAAUAA